Messenger RNA from Podospora pseudocomata, 1580 nucleotides. It is a transcript of the gene HEM15, whose product is annotated as ferrochelatase hem15. The transcript is spliced from 3 exons. The record is from RefSeq and is a predicted model, not a curated record. Gene Ontology annotation, biological process: heme biosynthetic process. Lineage: Eukaryota; Fungi; Ascomycota; Sordariomycetes; Sordariales; Podosporaceae. Gene Ontology annotation, cellular component: mitochondrion. The coding region runs from base 284 to 1531 and encodes 415 amino acids. Gene Ontology annotation, molecular function: protoporphyrin ferrochelatase activity.
GCCGACAGCAAUUGCUACCGAACCAUUCGGGGCAAACAUGCGGAGUAAGAAGAAAGUGUCCAGAACAUCUGUCAAUUUACCCCGACAUCGCCACCCAGACACUCUGUCCGAACUUUUUACACGAACAGUUCCAGAAGUCAUCCGGUGACAUAUUUCAAAGCCUCACCUGUGUGUCUGACCCUCGAUCAUCACCUUUCCACGCCGAACCAUCCCGGGAUUUCGGCUGUGUGAUUCUUUUAUAAAAUCACAAGCCACACCCGGAUUGCCGGACCCCGUCAUAGCCAUGGCCUUCCGACUCCCGGCUGCCGCUUUGCGCCCUCUGCGAUCUUCAGUCCUCCUUAAGCCUGCUGCGCAACAAACACGAUGGCUUGCGACACCGACACCGUUCCCAGUAACACAGAACAUGACCAGCUCUCGGGGGCCGACAGCCAUGGUCUUCCUGAAUAUGGGCGGCCCCUCCACAACGGAUGAAGUUGGCGAUUUCCUCAGUAGAUUAUUUGCCGAUGCUGAUCUCAUUCCUCUUGGCCGCCUGCAAAACUACCUCGGUCCCCUCAUCUCGAAGCGUCGUACCCCCAAAAUCCAGAAGCAAUACGCUGCCAUCGGUGGCGGUUCGCCCAUUCGCAAAUGGUCUGAGCUCCAAUGCGCGGAGAUGUGCAAGCUACUCGACCAGAUCUCCCCUGAGACUGCCCCUCAUAAGCCCUACGUCGCCUUCCGCUACGCCAACCCCCUGACCGAGCAUAUGUACCGGCAAUUAUUGGCGGAUGGUUUUGGUAAUGGAAAAGGAGGUCGCGCCGUUGCUUUUACACAAUACCCGCAGUAUUCCUGUUCGACAACGGGAAGCAGUCUGAACGAGCUUUGGAAGUGGAGGCAGAGGUUGGAGGGUAAGGCCGGGCCGCUGGACGACGGGAGCGAUGGGACUAUCAAGUGGAGUGUGAUUGAUCGAUGGCCGGUCCACCCUGGAUUGGUCGAGGCUUUUGCGCAAAACAUUGAGGCAAAGUUGCAGGAGUAUCCUCCCGAGAGGAGGGACAAGGUUGUCUUGCUGUUUUCUGCGCACAGCUUGCCUAUGACGGUCGUGAAUAGGGGCGAUCCCUAUCCUGCCGAAGUUGGUGCGACAGUCCACGCUGUCAUGCAGAGACUAGGCCAUGUCAAUCCUUACAGACUAUGCUGGCAAUCUCAGGUUGGCCCUCAGCCAUGGCUCGGCCCGCAAACCCAGAUGUCAGUUGAAGAGUACAUUGCCAAGGGUCAGAAAGACUUGGUCUUGAUUCCCAUUGCCUUCACCUCGGAUCACAUCGAGACUCUCUACGAGCUCGAUGAGGAGGUAAUUGGCGAGUCGGGCCACAAAGACACCGUCAAGCGUGUUGAGAGUUUGAACGACAGCCCUGUGUUUAUCAAGGCUUUGGCCGACUUGGCCAAGACCCAUCUGGACAGCGGGAUUGCGACUUCACCACAGAUGAGUUUGAGGUGUCCUGGCUGCAAGAGCGACAGAUGUCACGAGUCGAAGAAGUUUUUUGCCGCACAGGAGCUGGCAUAAACAGAAUUCGGCAGAAAAAUGUAUCUUACUGUAUAAGCUUGUAAUUGCG